This is a messenger RNA of Chara braunii, 1567 nucleotides long. NCBI's taxonomy places the organism in Eukaryota, Viridiplantae, Streptophyta, Charophyceae, Charales, Characeae. The record is from the annotation of a GenBank genome assembly.
AUCGGACGCCGGUCGGUGUGACGCACAACGGAGGCGACAAGCAGCAGGGCCGGCCGGAUAGCGCAGCAGGCUGACGGGCGCUAUGGGGAAGUCGAGGCGGAGUAGCGAAGCGAGGACAGGAGAAACAGGGGAUGAACCGGGACGGGAUGGCGCGACGGGUGCAUGCGGGUAUGAUGGUCAGUAUUAUGGUAAGUAUGAUGGUCAGUUUGAUGGUAAGUAUGAUGGAAAGUAUGAUGGGAAGUAUGAUGGUAAAUAUUAUGGUACAUAUGAUGGUAAGUAUGGUAAGUCUGAUGGCCAGUAUUAUGGCAAGUAUGAUGGCAAGUAUGACGGCAAGUACGAUGGAAAGUAUGAUGGCAAGUAUGAUGGCAAGUAUGAUGGCAAGUAUGAUGGAAAGUAUGAUGGUAAGUAUGAUGGAAAGUACGAUGGCAAGUACGAUGCCAAGUAUGAUGGAAAGUAUGAUGGCAAGCAUGAUGGCAAGUAUUAGAUUAACGACUAUGACAAGUAUGGCGAGAAGGAUGAGAGGAAGGGUUAUUACUACACGCACUAUGGCGACAAGCAGGAUUGAAGGGGAUAUGGCAAGAAGUGGGCUGAGAAGGGGAAUGCUGAUCAGCAGCACAACAGCCAGCAGGACGAUCAAAAGAAGUAUGGUGACAAGAGCUAUGACGAGAAGUACAAGCAUGAAAUUGCGGUGAUUAAGGGUAUGAGGGUAAGAAAUUUGAAGUGUGACAAGAGGACGCAGAAGAGCAACAAUAUUUAGAGUGAAAAGUCUGAUUGCAUUAACGCAUUAAGCGAGGCUUUAUUUUCACGGAGGAUGCAAAGUGUACGAGAGACGGCACGGCAAUGACAUCAGGAUGAUGGCCAAGCUUUUUUCUUGCAGCUUUUACAUGGUAGUGGAGCAGGGAUCAUUGGUAAAGUCACCAGAUGGAAACUGGUCUAAACAGACGAAUAAGAGUUUGAUUUGCUCAUUCCUUUUGGUGCAGGGACAGCAGGAAAGGGUAAUUUUGAAUAACUGUCCAAAGUAAGCAUUUCAAAAAUAUGGAUUCUGUUUCGCUUCAUCUAUUCUGGCAACUACCAGUGAGUGUGGGUGGUUUCUACCUUCUCAUGAAACAGAUUCAUUGCAGUCAAACUUAUGGCUUUAGCUGUGCUUCGUGAUGUAACUGAUGUUGUUCUUCUUGGCGGCAAGUUGACUAGAAAACCUUAUGACAGGGUUUAUCUGAGUACAGUUCACAAGGAGACCAGUCAAAUUAUGUCACGGACCAGAUUUUGAAUUGUGCUUUUCGUUUUGAAACCAGCACGACCCCACCAAGCUGGCUGCAGGGGCCAGGGGCCUGUGUUCAUGCCCCAUUCGGGGACUGACUCUGGGAGAGGCUCGUUAAUGUGCUUCAAUUCUUCUUGAUAAUUUAUAACUGGGCACUGUUGAAAGCCUAGCACUCGCUCGUAAACAACCUUGUGAUGAUGUAUGCUUCGACUCCUGAGUUAUCGUCCUUUUUGUUUUGUUGCCGAACUUGCUGCCAUAAAUAAAACAAAUGACCUUCCGUAAAGGAAGUAAUCAAGGUGCCCACCAAGG